AUGCAGUCGGAUUCGGUCGCCGUCAAAGUUUCCCAGCUUCGCUUGACCAGUCAAAGGUUAGGUCAGGUCCAGGCUAAAAAUGACUCCCAGGCCAACAUCACACGUACCGACAUCGCUACCCUAUUACAGCGAGAUAAUGUUCCCCUGGCUCGCGAGAAGGCCGAGAAGUUGAUUAUGGACGAGGCGUACGGAGACCUUUUGGAGGAAAUAGAAAUGCAAAUAGGGGUGUUACUCGAAAAAUAUAAUGAAUUGGAGCGUCAGACGCCUCCAAGCCCUGUCAUGAUAGAAGCUAUAUCGACGAUAAUUUACGCUACCCCUUAUGUUCACUCUAAAGACCUUGACGCUAUAAGAAAAUAUCUAAUUGACCUCGUCGGGCCCGAUUUUGCGCGUUCUGCAGCUGGAAAUCGUGAUCAUCACGUAUCGAAGCGCGUUUUGAAAGCUAUUUCAGCGCCAAUUCCAUCUGCAUUUCAGUUGGACGGUUAUCUGGAAGAAAUUGCAAUGGCAUACGGUGUUUCGUGGAACCCAGAACCUGCUCCCCAGAAUAUUAUAAACUCUCUCUCUGAAGCUCUGGAUGUUGAGGCAAGUCCAGAGGUUGAUUUAAGAGAACUCCGACGCCUGUGCUCACAAGGUAUUCCUGACGAACCUGCGUGGCUACGUCCUAGAAUAUGGAAACUUUUCUUCGGUGUUAUUUCUAUCAAGAAAGCGAGUUGGAAGACGGAAUCACUAAAGCACAGAGAGGCAUACUAUGACCUUGUUCGCAGAUUGUUGGAACCGUUUUCUCGUGCCCAGACAAGCCACACUCCCCAUGAUGACACACUUCUUUCUGUGUAUAAACAGCUGUCUGGAUUGCCAAGGAACAUAUUUGCACUCCUUGAAGACGAACCCGAUUCAUCUCUGCAAUGUCCCCUGCACGAAAAUGCUCCAGAAUCGAUACGAAUAAUUUACGCCAACGACCUUGAAUCUCGCGUAAAGACUCUCCUACAUCAAGCCAACGACGCUUCCGACAUCACACCUACUCCUGAAAUCCGGCUAGAAUCUGAUGCUGACACUACUCCUGGUAUAUCGCUAACACCUGCUGGUGAGGAAACCGCGGAAGACAGCACGUCGACAACUCUUCUACCAUCGCGCAAAUGCCUUUUCGGAAACGCACAUCCAAAACACUGCUCCUCUCUACUCCGUCUUCUUUAUCUUCAUAGUACAAUAAAUCCUGGUGGUUUAUCCUAUCAUACAGCUUCAAUUUUGGUCCCUCUUCUUUCGGCUUUGACACAAGAAGUAGAGCUGGAUGACAUUGGCCAUGUCGAAGCUGAUACAUUCUGGCUGCUUGAAGCAGUUCUAGCAGAGUUCUCUGGCUUGGAAGACGAUGAUGGACGCGUUUGGAUGAAAAACUUUAGUGAACGUCUUGCUUGGGCAGACUUUGAGUUCUCUUCCGACUUGGAAAGUCGAAGUUUGGAUCCGGCGUUGCCUCACUAUUCAUACCGAUGGUUGAUGCCAUUACUUACUCAUACCCUACCCCUGCCUUCACUCUUUCUGACUUGGGAUGCUAUCUUCUCUCGACCUCCUAGAGAAAGAGGCUCCUAUCCCAAGCUCGAUUACCUUGUGGAUGUCUGUACGAGUAUGCUCCUCAGGUCAAAGAAUCACCUAUUUAGACUAUGGAAUACUGGACGAACAACGCGCAGCCUAUGGAGCACCGAAACUUCAGUCCAGUCUCCCGCUAACGGCCAAGACUCGUUCAUGGAAGUACUUUCUUUUCUCCAAAAUUACGACCUGAGAUAUGUGGGUGGCGUUGAGAGAAUUAUUCAGACAGCAUCUGAGCUUUAUCAUCGUCGCCAACAACAAACUGUCACCUCUCAACAGCCAUCACUUAGUCUGGGUGCGCGUCUGAAGGUGAAUAUGUGGAAAGGCUUUGGCUCGGCUCCGAAUCCCACAUAUGAUGCUUCCAGCAUUGACAAGAAGCGUGACAGCAGUGAUUAUGCAGAUGGUGACGAAACUGAGACAUCGGAAACAAUUCGCAAGACGACUUUGGCCUCUCGCGUUUCUGAUACUGUUUGGAGAGGUAUAACCAAUAGAUCUGCCAUGGACGACGAAAACCCUUCAGCCCCGCCUUCGCCAGUCCCGCCUACCUCCCCAAACACGCAUGCUGAGAAAGCCCUGAAUGUAUCAUCUUCCCCGCCCGCACAAUCUUCCAGCCUUUGGAACUACGCCGAAAAGUUGAAGGACUCUGAUGCUGUUGCGACGAUCUCCAAGGUUAGCACAAACUGGCGCGUCAAAGGCAUCUUAGGCGGGUGGGGCAUGAGCAAGCCUAAUUCUCCGACGACAUCUUCUGGAAACGAGAAAGAACCAAUACCUCACGUAGAACAGAAUAUGCAAGGAAGACGCGGCUCUCUCCCAUUUCUACAUUCGCCAACAAUGAUACCGCCUCCCUCGGCCUUGUCAUCUCCUGAUGUGGGAUUCCGGAGCCCUGAGCUAUCUCCCCCACUGCCCAAUAGUGGGUUAAUUGGAAAGACCAAGUCGCUCAUCUCUCGUGCCUCUCAACCCGCCACGCCUAAGUCAGCACCUAGGCCAUUACUCCUCGGUACAUCGACAUUUGUUACCCCCAGCCCAAGGGACUCAGUAUCCAGCAAGCACCCUCGAUCUGCGAGUACUGGUACAAGAACGCCCGAUACGGAUGAAUGGGCCGAAGUGAUGAAAGCAAAGCGACAGCAUUUCAACAGGGAUUCUCAAUCCUCUGUAUCAUCUUUGUCUCCUUCUGAUGCGUUUGGGCGGACGCCAAAGUCGACUCGGUCAGACAGGGAAUCUGACAGUUCAAGUCGUAUUGUAUCCAUCAAUCGACGCUCUGUUUCCCCAAUGGCACCCUCUUUCAGAAUCGGUCAAGCCCGCUCGUCUUCGCGAGCAUCAUCGGUUUCUUCUUCUGGGUUCAGUAGUCCACCGUUGCUGGCAAAAUCACCAUUGCAGGAGAGCAGCUUGAUUGAGGAUGAAUCUCUUGCCCAGCAAGCCAGAACUCGGCAUGUUUUGCAAUCAUUCAGCACGCUGGACACUUCACUCCAAAGCCGUUCAUAUAGCGAGAAGGAAUCUGACUCUGAUGUCACUUCCAGUGAACUACCUGUCCCUACCAGGAAGCCAUCAUGGAAGAAGAAUAUUGAAAAUAACGGCGAGUCUGAAGACACCGCGAAUUCCACCUCAGCCGGUGUCCCCGUUCGUGCUCCUAGGGUACGGUCAAAACGAUAUCCUCGUCCAGCCAACCUUCAGAUCCAAGACGAUAAAUCACCCCGGUAUGCUGCUGAGCAGAAAACCCCAAGCCCUUCUACUUUGAAAGUAGAAUGGCCCGGUGAAUAUGAGAACGUUGCGACUCCCAGGGCAACUAGUUUUGAUUCGGACGAUGCUCCAGGUAUACCCAAGUCUCCACGCCGGUCGAGAAAAAUAUCCACUGGUGACGGUGAACGCCCCCGAAAACUAUCGACAGACACAUAUAGAGAAGAGAGGCCACGCAAGCUUUCGUCAGGCAGAACCCGAAAAGUGUCAACGGAAAGUAGAGAGGUACCUCGAGCUCGAAGAGAAAGCGCAGCCGAGGAGGGUGACGACGAAGGGUAUGACGAAUUAUUGAGUGCAUACGAGAGCGAGGAUGCGCCCAACGUGUCGACGCGUUGA
Molecule: messenger RNA, 3645 nt
Organism: Psilocybe cubensis
Lineage: Eukaryota; Fungi; Basidiomycota; Agaricomycetes; Agaricales; Agrocybaceae
Product: TBC domain-containing protein
Exons: 11
Coding region: 1-3645 (1214 amino acids)
Biological process (GO): protein transport
Source: RefSeq, a predicted model, not a curated record